CUUUAUUUAACUUUCACCACCAAUACAAAGCGCAUGUACUCGGCGAGUUAACCAUGUGUCCUCAUAAUGAUAAUCGAUACAACAACGACGCAAGGUGGCGUGUCCAUUGCUCAAUUGCAGUAGAUUAUGAGAGAUUAAGUUGAAGGGUGAGGUGGGUGUUACUAGUAAGUUUUCCUUCAGAUCGUUUUGCGUCUUGAUUACCAUGAUGAAGCAAUCACUCUCUUGUCCCGUGUACCUAUUGGGCCUACUACUAUUUCCUCUUGUGACAUGCACUGCUGCUCAGGUCUUGAUCACUCCACCUGCGAAUCCCCUAGAUUCUGUUUCCAAACCUGUAGCCAACAACUUUGUCUCCCUCUCCAUUGCCAUUCACUUUUUUCAAGAUUAUUCCCGCAUUGGGACCGAGGGCGAAUUACCUAACACGUUCUCUAGAAACCUACUGUCUUCUCUACAAGAAUCCACUUUCCUCGCGCCAGAGAUUCGCAUUGGAGGUACUUCCGCAGACCGCACCACGUACGUGCCUUCCCAGAACACGACGAUUUUGCAGGUUUCCGGGGCCAAUGGAAUUCCCUUGAAUGUUACUCUAAAUCAGAAAUGGUUCCAACAAUGUUUUGACGAGGAGAACUUUCCUUCUGGAACCAAGUUUAUCUUUGAUUUGCCCCUUAUGCGCAACGAUUCCCUGGCCCUGAAUAACACGAUACAAGGUUCGAAAUGGGCUCUAGAAGCCAUCGGAGAAAAAAGAUUGGAGGCCUUUGAGAUUGGAAACGAAGAGGACCUGUACGUCGGACAAGGCGUCGUGCCAGCAAAUUGGACAGUUGUAGAUUAUGUCGCCAGAUGGAAGAUAUUCAGCUCAGCAGUAUCUGAAAGAGCGCUCGUUCCAUCCGGACUUGACUCGAACAAAAAGUGGUUCCAGGGAUUAGCAUUUUCAGGACUAGGCGCGAAUCCAGCUUGGACUACACAAACAGCGUUCAACGCCAAUGUGAACGAGAACUUUACAUUGAAAAGCGUGUCACUUCACAACUACCCUGCAGGAACUGCGCCUUGGGUUAAUCUCGGGAAUACGUUCAUGAACCACACAGCGAUCGUCGCGAAUCUCUCCCAAGUGAAGGAUGACAUUGCUUUUUUGGGCUCAUCACCGUCCACGGACAAUAUAGUAUUCAAUCUGGGCGAAACCAACAUAGAUUUCACAAAUUUGAAUAUGGACCAGUUCGAGGGCGUCUUAGGCUCUGCCCUAUGGACUAUAGAUUACAUCUUAUACGCUGCAUCUUUGAGUAUCAAUAGAAUAUACCUUCACCAGGGUACAACUUUUGGCUACGCCGCAUGGCAGCCCAUCGCUACCACUAGUUCCCCCGCCAAAGUCCGUACCCCGUGGUAUGGCCUGAAAUUCGCUGCUGAAGCCAUUGGGUCGCAUCAAGGUCCUAUCCAAAUCGCCCCACUUGAUAUAGUGGUGGUCACUAGCAACCUCUCAUUCACCAACACAAACACAAUUGCUUUCGGAAAUAGUACCCAAACCCAGAGUGUUCCUACUCAGCUUCUCACCUCGGAGAAAAUAAGUGCAUACGCGGUCUACGAAUCAUCUUCACUCGCGCGUAUCGCGUUGAUCAACUUUAACGAAUGGAACGGUACUACACCUUAUCCUCGCCCAAGUGCCGUCUUUCGAAUUUCCCUCCCACCGUCGAACUCAGACAAUACAGGGAACUCUAGCUCCUCUCAAUCAAACUCGGUUAGUACGAGGUUGCUUACUGCGCCCAACGGAGCCUCAGCCGAUAGUGAUUUGACGUUCGGAGGAAUAAUGUGGAAUUAUACCACGCAGGGGCUUCCUCAGCGGGUCAAGUCCGUUCCGGGAAUUGUGCAGGUGGAAAGAUCAACAGGGGAUGGUUCGAUCACAGUAAGAGUAGGAGCGAGCGAGGCUUUGUUGAUUGACAUCCGUGGUUGAGUACUUUUAGUACACAGCGAUGAGGAAGAUUGAAAGAGCACUGGUCGUGAUUAUGGAUGACGAUCAUCGUCGCAACGUAUAGGAUUUAUCAUACAGCGCAAAGCUACAGAAAUUCGAAGUACCUGUUAUCUAC
Molecule: messenger RNA, 2066 nt
Organism: Lentinula edodes (shiitake mushroom)
Lineage: Eukaryota; Fungi; Basidiomycota; Agaricomycetes; Agaricales; Omphalotaceae
Exons: 8
Coding region: 203-1933 (576 amino acids)
Source: RefSeq, a predicted model, not a curated record